UCAGUUUAUUUUUCUUUUUCACAAAUAUAACAGGACCUUUGCAUUUUUCACAUCCAAAAUUUCCAUCAGGAAAUUUGCAUCCUUGGCAUAAAAAGUGUUUAGAAAACACCAUAAUAUCCACUUGACAGCACAAUGUUGUCUCCAUUAUGUUCAGCAUAAUGUCAUAACUUAAUCUCGAAUAUGAUAAAAGGGGAAAGUAGAUAUGUCUUAAGUGUAAUAUGUGUAUUAGGACACUUCAUUUAGCCUUAUGCUGCCUGAAUUCAAUCCUUGUUCUCCUCAGAGACUGUAUCCUAACGGGCAAGUAUUAUGUACACAUUUCUGCUUCUGUAAAAGAAAAUACAUAAUUGUAGUGAUUCAGAAAGGUAAUAAGUAAUGCAUCCUUGGUAUUUCAGUGUUUAGCUACAGGUGUUACCAUGAUGCAAGACACCUGAUAUCCUUGAAUAACUGACAGUUACUGUUUAGAACCAAUAUCAACAAUAGGAAGGAAACAAAAUUCUAAGAAAAAGACAGAUCACAAUUACAGAUCAUAAAACAGAGUAGGUGUGGCUUGGCUAACUGCAAGGGAUCACAUAUUUCAAAGUUUCCUAAGGACUUCAGCUUGGAAAAACCGCAGGUCGAGAGAGAGGGAGGGAGAAUGAGAGAGAGAGAUGGUAUAUUUUCUCUAGAAACAGAUAGACUUCAGUAGAGGCAAACUCAUUCAUCUACAGAACUUCAUAUUUUCAGAGUCAUACACAAAAACAGCAAGAAGCAAAAAAAUUUCAUAAGAUGUUGGGGAUUGUUGAGAUUUUUAUAGCUCUGGUAGCAUCUUUCCUGAUUUUACAGUUCCUGAAGCUGCAAUGGAUGUGCAGCCAGCUUCCUCCAGGACCAGUUCCUCUCCCUGUCAUUGGAAACUUGUGGCUGCUGGACUUCAAACUUCGCAGAGAAACUCUCGCCAAGUUAACCAACAUCUAUGGGAAUAUCUACACAGUGUGGAUGGGACAGACACCUGUUGUUAUACUGAACGGGUACAAAGCAGUAAAAGAGGGCAUAAUUACCCAUUCACAGGAGACUUCUGGAAGACCUCUCACCCCAUUCUACAGGGACAUGAUGGGCGAGAAAGGUAUUUUUCUGACAAGCAGGCACACCUGGAAGCAACAGAGACGCUUUGGCAUGAUGGUUAUAAGAAGCCUUGGACUUGGUAAGAACGAUUUGGAGCAUCAAAUUCAAACAGAGGCCCGUCACCUUCUGGACAUCUUUGCAAACACAAAAGGCGAGCCUUUUGACCCCCGCACGUUUAUUGUCCAUGCUAUUGCAAAUAUAAUUUGUGCUGUUGUUUUUGGACAUCGUUUCUCCAGUGAGGAUGAAUCUUUCAGCAAGCUUAUCAAAGCUAUUUAUUUUGUGAUCUACUUUCAAGCUACUAUCUGGGGCAGGAUGUACGAUGCUUUCCCAUGGCUUAUGCACUACUUCCCAGGACCGCAUCAGGAAGUGUUUGCAUUCAACGACUUCAUGCACAGUUUAGUGAUGAAUGAGGUCCAGACUCACGAGAGAGAGAAAGCAGGCAAUCCACAGGAUCUCAUUGACUUCUACCUAGCUCAAAUAGAAAAAACCAAAGAUGACCCCACCUCUACGUUUAAUAAAGACAACAUGGUUCAGACUGUGGUUGAUCUUUUGCUCGGAGGGACAGAAACAACAAGUACCACCCUUCUCUGGGCACUGCUCUAUAUGGUGAAAUACCCAGAAAUACAAGAAAGGGUUCAAAGAGAGAUAGAGGCUGCUCUGGAACCGUCCCAUCUCAUCAGUUAUGAAGACCGUAAAAAACUGCCAUAUACAAAUGCUGUGAUUCAUGAGACUUUGCGGUACAGCAACAUUACCUCUGUUGGGGUCCCUCGACAAUGUGUGAGGAAUACAACUUUGAUGGGCUUUCACAUUAAAAAGGGCACACUUGUGUUGCCAAAUCUGCACUCUGUUGUGUAUGACGCUGAGCACUGGGAAACCCCUUGGAAAUUCAACCCAAAUCAUUUCCUUGAUUUGGAUGGCAACUUUGUGAACAAAGAGGCCUUCUUACCUUUCUCAGCAGGGCACCGUGUAUGUUUGGGGGAACAGAUGGCACGAGUUGAACUCUUCAUCUUCUUUACCAACCUGCUUCGGGCGUUCACAUUCCAGCUCCCUGAGGGAGUAAAGGAAAUCAACAUGGAGUAUAUUUUGGGUGCAAUACUGCAGCCACAUCCAUAUCAACUGCGGGCUAUUCCACGUUAGUCUGCAACCUCCUGCAAAGCUGAGGGACUUUGACCAGUCAGUAACUGUAGUUACUUUAAGAACAAGUAUCUCAUUUAUAUUCAAAUUUAGGUAACUCAGUAUAGCAAAUCAAUAUAGAAGUAUUUUUAUUUAGGAGGUCUGAUUUCAUGCAGUUGAACUUUUUGAAAUUAAAAUAAGUUUACUUACGUAAGCUCAUAUAAUCAAGUCUUAGGUAUAUAUAAAUACUCGAUUACGUUACCAAAAAAAGGUAUUUACACACUCCCAGUAGCAGUGGAAUCAGACGUAGCAUUUUAGAGAAGCAACUUGUACCAAGCUUUCCCUGCAUGUGCGCUCAGUCACAUAUCACACUUUAAAUGGCACAACUGUUCUGAUGCAGCAAGGAUGCCUGAAAAAACAGUUUUGUUUCAGUAUUCUGUUAUUCCUCGUCAUUCACAGAAGGCCUUCUCUUACAUCCUUCUGCGGAAGAUACCAGGUUAUACAGACUAAGUUUUGGCUCUUCUUUUCCUUUCACACUCCCUGGAAGCACUGUAUCUUGUAGUAUAUAAGCUUCACAAACGCAUAAACCUAUGCGGAAUAGGAUCUCUCAUAACCAUAUUCAAUUUAGAAAUACUUACACCUUUUUUACAUUACUACUUCAGUACCUGUUCACUAUUUCAUCACGUCACGGAUCUAGGUGUCCUCAUGAACUUCCCUCCUUCUACUCAGGAACACCAUUAUAUCAUCCAAUAAUUUGCUAUUUGAAGGGAAAGUAACAGCCUUUCAAGAAAUGAAGAAAAUAAUGAAGAUGGCAAUAUUUGUUAAAGCAAGCACAGUAGAUAUUCAUUACCCACAGGAGCUUUUCUUUCAUUGUCCCAUACUUCCACAACAGGUGUGGAAAGUUUUGACGACUUAAAAUGCAGCCACGAGCAUCCUAGGUGCUUUCAGUUUUCAAGGUUCAGUAGGGACAAGCAUAAAUUACGCUAGAAUG
Messenger RNA from Cygnus olor (mute swan), 3202 nucleotides. Its product is annotated as cytochrome P450 2J2-like. The transcript has 9 exons. Gene Ontology annotation, biological process: xenobiotic metabolic process; arachidonate metabolic process. The record is from RefSeq and is a predicted model, not a curated record. Gene Ontology annotation, molecular function: iron ion binding; heme binding; oxidoreductase activity, acting on paired donors, with incorporation or reduction of molecular oxygen, reduced flavin or flavoprotein as one donor, and incorporation of one atom of oxygen. The coding region runs from base 766 to 2235 and encodes 489 amino acids. Gene Ontology annotation, cellular component: intracellular membrane-bounded organelle; cytoplasm. Lineage: Eukaryota; Metazoa; Chordata; Aves; Anseriformes; Anatidae.